AACUUGCCUUUUUUGACUUCUAUGAGUGUACAAAAUAGCAACCCAUAUGAUGAUGAUGAUCUGAAGGUGAAGACCCAAAGACCACGAUCAGCUGACCAGCCAGGUGUGUUUCAGGCACAGACAGGUGACCCCGCAGCAGAGGAGUGGUCACAGUGGAGUGUGUGUUCUCUCACCUGUGGGCAAGGCUGGCAAGUGAGGACACGAUCGUGUGUUUCUUCUCCCUAUGGAACACUGUGCAGCGGUGCCCUCCGGGAAACACGCAUGUGUAACAACACCGCUUCCUGUCCAGGAGAACCUGGGGUCACAGGCUCAGUGCAUGGGCUGUGGGAGGAGUGGUCGUCAUGGAGUCUGUGCUCUGUGACCUGUGGGCGGGGCUCCAGGACGCGAACCAGGAAGUGUGUGAACGGAGGCGGGGCCGUGGCUUGUGGACAGCCUGACAUUCAGACCAAACUCUGCAACAUAGCAGUGUGUCCUGUGGAGGGCCAGUGGUUGGAGUGGGGGCCAUGGUCGAGAUGCAGUGUGACUUGUAACACAGGAACCCAGCAGAGGCAGAGACGCUGCAGUGCAUCGGUGCACGGCUGGGCUGAAUGUAAGGGCCCCCAUCAGGAGAGUAGAGACUGCACCAACCCUUCCUGCAGCGGUGGAGGUAACUGGGGCAGCUGGAACCACUGGAGUCUCUGCAGUAAGACAUGUGACUCCGGUUGGCAGCGUCGCUUCAGGAUGUGCGAGGGCACCGGAAUACAGGGCUACCCCUGCGAUGGCUCGGGAGAGGAGGUCCGGUCUUGUAACGAGAAAAAAUGCCCUGCUCCUCAUGAGAUAUGUAAAGACGAGCAUCUUCUCUCUAUGUCAUGGAAAAGAGCCUCAGCUGGAGAAACUGUCUACAACAAAUGUCCAACUAACGCCACUGGAUCUGCUAGUCGUCGUUGCAUGCUGGACAAUAAUGGAGUUGCUUUCUGGGGUCCUCCGAGCUUCGCCAGAUGCAUCUCACUUGAAUAUAGAUAUUUACAUUUAUCUUUACGAGAGCAUCUCGCGAAGGGUCAGAGGACCCUGGCUGGGGAGGGCAUGUCUCAGAUCGUAAGGAGUCUCCUGGAGCUCUUGCAGAGGAGGAGCUACUACAGUGGCGACCUUCUCUUUUCCACGGAGAUUCUGCGAAAUGUGACGGACACCUUCAAAAGAGCAACCUACAUCCCAGCUCCCGACGACGUGCAGAAAUUCUUCCAGAUAGUCAGCCAUAUGUUGGACAUGGAAAAUCUAGAAAAAUGGGAAGACGCUCACCAGGUCGCUCCCGGUGCUGCUCUGCUGAUGAGGAUAUUAGAAGAUUUCAUUCACCUCAUCGGAGAGUCCCAGAAGCCUUUCCAGAGUUUCCUUGUGGUUACCAACAACCUCAUGAUAACCAUCCAGCGAGAGCCGGUGUCAGCAGUUUCCAGUGAUAUAAACUUCCCCAUGAAGGGCCGGAGAGGGAUGAAGGACUGGGCCAGAACAGCAGAGGACAAGCUCUACAUCCCUAAAGAGGUCUUCACCAUCCAGACUGAAGAGACAGAGGCAGAAUCACUGACAACCAUGUACUAUGUCAUCGGAGCCAUAUUGUACAGGACGUUGGGCGUCAUCCUACCUGCACCAAAACCCCCUGCAGUGAUCAACUCCAAGAUCCUGACAGUGACAGUACGGCCAGAACCGCAACCCAGCGAGCCCAUGGUGGUGGUGGAGCUGUCUCCACUUAUCAAUGGUACAUCGGAUCCUCAGUGUGUUGUCUGGGACUAUGGCAACCCGGAAGCUGGCGCAGAAAACUGGGGCACAGAAGGCUGCCAAACGCUCGCGUCAACCACUGUCCACACCAAAUGCCUGUGCAGCAGGAUAUCCACCUACGCCGUGUUAGCGCAGCAAGCUAAAGACCCGGACAUGGGUCCUACCAGCAUGCCCUCUGUUCCCCUCAUGGUGGGCUGUGGGGUCUCCUGCACCGCUCUGCUCAUCCUGCUGCUAAUCUACGCUGCCUUCUGGAGGUAUAUCCGUUCGGAGAGAUCCAUCAUCUUGGUGAAUUUUUGCCUCUCCAUCUUGGCCUCCAAUUUAUUGAUUUUGGUGGGACAAUCUCAAACGCUUAGCAAGGGCCUCUGUACUGUGACUGCUGCCUUCCUGCAUUUCUUCUUCUUGGCGUCCUUCUGCUGGGUGCUGACAGAGGCGUGGCAGUCCUACCUGGCCGUCAUUGGGAAAAUGAGGUCACGACUCAUUCGCAAGCGUUUUCUGUGCCUCGGCUGGGGUCUUCCAGCUCUAGUUGUAGCAGUGUCAGUAGGUUUCACCAGAGCAAGAGGUUACGGCACAGCCAGCUACUGUUGGUUAUCCUUGGAGGGUGGCUUGCUUUAUGCCUUCGUCGGGCCAGCUGCUGUCAUUGUAUUGGUGAAUAUGCUCAUUGGAAUUGUGGUGUUUAACAAGCUCAUGUCUCGAGACGGCAUCUCAGACAAGUCUAAAAAGCAGCGAGCGGGUGUCCCAGCGGAGGCGCGUAGCAGGCUGCUCCUGAAAUGCUCCAAGUGUGGCGUGAUCUCGAGCACCGCUCUGUCCAGCUCGACUGCCAGCAGCGCCAUGGCGUCUCUGUGGAGCUCCUGUGUGGUUCUUCCUCUCUUGGCAUUAACCUGGAUGUCAGCAGUCCUAGCCAUAACCGACCGUCGCUCCACACUCUUCCAGGUCCUCUUUGCCGUCUUUGACUCUGUCCAGGGUUUUGUCAUCAUCACCGUCCACUGUGCAAUGAGACGAGAGGUGCAGGAUGCUGUGCGCUGUAGGAUGGGGGGAUGUAAAGAUGACAGCGAAAACUCACCAGACUCCUGCAAGAAUGGACAGGUGCAGAUCAUGACGGAUUUUGAGAAGGAUGUGGACUUGGCAUGUCAAACAGUCAUAUUCAAGGAGGUGAACACCUGCAACCCGGCCACCAUCACUGGCACCCUUUCCCGUAUUUCCCUGGAUGACGAGGACGAUCCCAAGCUGUCAGCCCAUCAGGAGGGGGGAGUGGGGGUCAACUUCAACUCCCUCCCCGGGAACAUCCCCCCUCCCAACCUCAUCGUACAGGUUCCAACGCUCGGCGGCCUCAAUGAGUUGAGCGAGACACCCCUAAAGAAGGAGGUGAAUGUGGAUCAGCAGAGACAGCAGGGGCAGCAACGCAGCGGUGCUCCAAUCUACCUGUGCACUGAGAGUGGCCUGGGCUGGGCUCGACCGCCCGCUUCCUCCAACACCUCCCAGGAUGGAAGUGCUGGAAGCGGGGGAAGUGGAGGGGGAGGAGGAAGUGGCGGAGGCGGGGAGGGAGACUACAUGGUCUUGCCUCGUAGGACGGUCAGUCUCAAACCUCCAGCACCCUCCUCCCAAGGAGGAGGUCUGGGACUGGGGGGCGAGGACAAGCCUCUCAACAUUGCAGUGGAGGACCCCCCCUUCCCCCCGCCUCCCUCUCCCCUGACCCUACACCCAGCUGAGAGUGAGGCCUACCCUGCGGAUUUUGUGCCGUCCAGUGUGGGCGACAUGAACAUCACCAUGAACCUCAACCGCUCCUAUGGGACGAUCAAAACCAUGCCCCACGGGCACGGCCACAUGAUGGCACAGGGUAGUCUUGUACACUCCCACGGAGGACACAUGCACUCCCACGGGCAUUCGCUCCAGCUGAAGCCAGGCCAGAGGCCGUCGGUUAGACAGAUUCUGACAGGGGGGACCACAGUGGAAAGAACCAGGACCCUGCCUCGCAACCUGGGCAGCACUAAUGCCAACACCAGCCACUCAGCAGGAUCCCUGGAGAGGAAAAGAGUACGGUACUCUGAGCUGGACUUCGAGAAAGUGAUGCACACUCGCAAAAGACAUUCUGAGCUGUACCAUGAGCUCAACCACUCGUCCAAGUUCCACACCAUAGACAGGUAUAGCAGGGACCCAGCCAUGUCCACAUUGAAGAGGGGAAAGCGAUGGAGCAUUUCGUCUGCCGGAGGUGAAAAGAACUCGUUGAGUGACAAGUCAACCCCAGAGGACCAGAGCUCCUGGGACAGCUUCAAGACCAUGACCCCCGAGCUGUCCAUCGUGCCUGGGGAGCAGAAGGACCGGAUGGAGCUGCACAAUAAAAACUGGGACUCGUCCUCCGCCAACACGCCUGACUCCUCCGAGGGAGACUUCCAGACUGAAGUGUGAAGACGCACAGACGUACAUGCACUCACUUGGACACACUCAAACUCAUGCCGAAAUACAGAUGCACACAGAGAUACUGAACUUCUGAAAAGCUAUACAUAACGUAAAUGAUUUUUCGCAAAGAUCUCACACACACCGCUCCCCCGUCUCCUGCAAUGUGCUCUGCUGGAUCCCAUACUGUAUUUGUUUACUGCUGCAGUGGACAGACAUGGAAAGAAGACUGUUCUACUCUAUAUUUUCGCAAAGACUAAUGAAAAGAAAGAACAGGGGCUUGACACGUCUGUGACUGACGGAGAUUUUUAAAUGAACUUUAAAAAAAAACUAUGAAAAACUUAUUUCUGAGAAAAAUGUCUUGAUUUUAUUCUGGAGAAAAAAGAAAAUCUCUUUCAAUUGUUUGAUGAUUUGGGGGGGAAAAAAGAAAAAGAAGAAUAUUUCUGCACCGUUCAGUUCUUUUUAUAGCAAGGGGGAAAAAAUCUCACUGAGGUUUCUCACACUGGUAGCCCCCCUAGGCACCCUGCUUUCAUUUAUUUCCUCUUCCCUUCUAAUGGAUGACGAAAGCAUUCUAUCUCUCAAGUCUUUCCUUUUUUUAUUUUCAUUUGUUUCUUUUUGUCAUUUUGGAUGGAUAGGGCACAGGGGAAUGGGCAAAGAGCUGCUCAUUGAUAUGUGCCAUCCACCCUGCUUUUUUUUCAGGUUCCAGUUCAACAAUCCCAUCCAUCCAUUCUUCUCACAUCCUCUGUGUCAACAUUGUAUUCCCCUGUUUUGUGUAUUUUCUAUGCUUUAGUUACAAAAAUGUCCUCCCCUAUGCUUUGAAACUUUUAAUGAAAAAAUAAUACGAUUGAAACAAAUAACUGAGUUGUGUUCUAUGGUCUAACUGUUCAAGAAGAAUUGAUUUAUUUUCAGACUGGUUUGUGCUUGUGCUGGCUUUUUUCUUGUUUUUUUUCUUUUUUUCAUUUCCUGCGAGAAUGAACCCAUGUGGAACUCUUAAAAAAAAACAAGGAUUUAGGACACACACAGCACAUAAACGUGAGCUUGCUUUCUGAGGUAAGUGCGUGUUACCCACCCAUGAGGGAAAAGAAGGAUAGUGAACGUCAUACAGAUUCCCGCUGUUUUUUCCCCACCUACUGCUUGGAGAUAAAAGCCUUUAAACCGUGCAACAUCUGAAUCCAUUUCAGCCAUCACCAAUCACUGUAAUGCCAGAAAAACGGUACCAAAACGUAUGCUUAGGCUGCUUAGAGUGAAGCAUCGAUCGGUUUAGCGGCUACCUCAGUCUUCCCUAGUUACUGAGGAAAUAUUGUUAGCUUCACGUAACCUGAGGAAUUUUUAACAUGUGACACCACACGAGCCACAUUUUGUUCAUUCUGUCACAAGAAUCCAAUCAGAUUUAAAGAGAAACACGCCUUCCUUUGCUUUCCUCUACCACCUACUUCCCGUUUCCCCUUCUCUGUUGCUCAUUCUGCCCACCCAGCGUCGUGCAACAGGGAGGCAUGAAAUCUUAAUGUUUGCAGUGAAGCCAGAUGUAUAAUUCCUCAUUCACAUGGAGACCUGUCAGUGCGAUUGUAUCCCUGCGCUUGUGAGCACAGCAGCUGCAGAGAAUGAGAGUGAAAUACAAAGACAGAAGGGGGAGUCACAGAGGUUAUAAGGCUACAAGGUGGCAGACUAAAGAGGGCAAAAAAAAAAAAAGCCAGUGGAGAAGUCUUCCUGUUUAAUAUUCUACAUCCGCACAUCAGUAGCUACAAGAGGACAACCGGUUUCCUGCCAUUGCUACAUAAGCACAUCGGUCCUCCACACACCGGCAGAGAGAAAGUGUCAGAGUGUCGGAUGAAUUCAGUAGGCUCAAUAACUUUUCAGUCUAUGUUAAAAAGCAGGUCCCAUUAAUUUUACAGUCUGGAGAAUUUAGGGAGAAAAAGUGCCAGAGAAGGAGGUAGCCAAGGAAAAAGAUCCAAAUCUAUAUAGUGAGAAAGCGCGAGGCAGGCAGAGAUGCAGAUUAAGAAGGGGGGAGUGCUCAUAACAGUAAUUAUCCGGGGAUGGCGAUUUGUCCUGACAUUUUCCAAUGCAGCCCUCAAACCAUCUGUUUAAAGAUCCCUAAUGUGGUAGUAGUGCAGCACAGCGCAGAUGGUGAGACAAGAGUGCGGCCCUUCUAACCUUUUAAGCUAAUCAGCUGAUAGGCAAACCUACAGCCCGCUCCCUCUCGGAGGACCGAGGUAGGUUCGGCCCCCAGGAUGCUGAGCUAAGGUCACAUUCACCUGACCUUCUGUGAGGCUCAGGAUCCAGAUCUAAGUUCUAGAUGAAUUCUCUACAAACUGUGUUCCCAUGGUAUGUUAUAAAUGGGAUUUUAUGAAAGAUUAAGAAGUAAAAGGAAAGGAGGAAAGUAUGGGCUUUUCUUACUUUCCUCUUCUGUUAGUGAGCUUCUCCACGUUUUUCUCACAGCACAUGAACAUUAUGUCAGGUUUCCCCUCAAUGAACAUUGGAACUUUAAGGUUUUCAGCUCCAAGAACGGUAAGUGAGAUGCUGCUUGACUGAUUAAGAUUGAGGUGUUUGACUGAUCAUUUGAAUGUGCAACCACAAAUAAGGGUCAUCUUGCAAUUUCACAGUUUUCUUCACAAUGAUAAACCCUGGUAUGAUGUGAACGCUAACACAUGGAGAUCGUGGUCAGAGUGUGUUAGUAUCUUGUCUAUUUUCUUUGUGUGUUGAAAGCCUGCCAAACUCAACAGCCCAUAAAUAAAUAUGAAACACGGGGCCAAUUUGCAACUUUGCCCCAAGCGGACAUCGACGUCAGAACCUACUACGCUCACCUUCACUCUUCAGCUUUCGUUGCUUAGGUGUUAACCGACUGCUACAACCAUCCAACACUCCAGUUGAUUUAUUACUAUGAAAACUCUCCCUUUCCUUUCCUUUUCUCCCUCAUUUUUGUUAUUUUUAUACAUACAAUUGUAAAAAGUAGUCCUCUAAUGUUUUCAUAGUGUCUUUUUAUAUGAAAAUAAAUUUUCAAAUUGA
This is a messenger RNA of Micropterus dolomieu (smallmouth bass), 7140 nucleotides long. RefSeq names its product adhesion G protein-coupled receptor B2 (gene adgrb2). Gene Ontology annotation, biological process: negative regulation of angiogenesis; adenylate cyclase-activating G protein-coupled receptor signaling pathway; cell surface receptor signaling pathway. Lineage: Eukaryota; Metazoa; Chordata; Actinopteri; Centrarchiformes; Centrarchidae. Gene Ontology annotation, cellular component: membrane. The transcript is spliced from 33 exons. The record is from RefSeq and is a predicted model, not a curated record. The coding region runs from base 22 to 4149 and encodes 1375 amino acids. Gene Ontology annotation, molecular function: G protein-coupled receptor activity.